Molecule: messenger RNA, 1197 nt
Organism: Clonostachys rhizophaga
Lineage: Eukaryota; Fungi; Ascomycota; Sordariomycetes; Hypocreales; Bionectriaceae
Source: the annotation of a GenBank genome assembly
AUGGCCAGCCAAUUGUCCAGAGUAGCCGCCAUGCGCGCGCCUCUCCUCCGCCGGCAGCCUCACCUCCUACUGGCCCCUUCCUCCCGCCUCUUCACCUCCGGCACCAACAGCGCCUUCCUCCCCGGCGGCAUCUCCGCGAGCUCCUCCGCCGGCUCCUCGGGCAUCGUCGGCCCCCUCCCCACAUACUUCCAGAAGCCCAGGCUACCGGCCAACACCAUCGUCCGCUUCGUGCCCCAGCAGACGGCGUGGAUCGUCGAGCGCAUGGGCAAGUUCAAUCGCAUCCUCGACCCCGGCCUGGCCAUCCUCGUCCCCUUCCUGGACAGGAUCGCCUACGUCAAGAGCCUGAAGGAGGUGGCUCUCGAGAUCCCCAAGCAGAGCGCCAUCACGGCCGACAAUGUCACGCUCGAGCUGGACGGUGUGUUGUUCACUCGGGUCUUUGAUGCUUACAAAGCCAGCUAUGGUGUAGAAGACGCCGAGUACGCCAUCUCUCAGCUCGCCCAGACCACGAUGCGUUCCGAAAUCGGUCAGCUCACCCUCGACCACGUCCUCAAGGAGCGUGCCACCCUCAACACCAACAUCACAGCCGCCAUCAACGACGCCGCCGAGGCGUGGGGCGUAACCUGCCUCCGAUACGAGAUCCGUGAUAUCCACGCGCCCGGCGCCGUCGUCGAGGCCAUGCACCGCCAGGUCACCGCCGAGCGCUCCAAGCGUGCCGAGAUCCUCGAGUCCGAAGGUCAGCGCCAGAGCGCCAUCAACAUCGCCGAGGGUAAGAAGCAGAGCGUCAUCCUCGCCUCCGAGGCCCUGCGUGCGGAGCGCAUCAACACCGCCGACGGUGAGGCCGAGGCUAUUCUGCGCAAGGCCCGCGCCACCGCUGAGGGUAUCGACGCCGUGGCUCAGAGCAUCCUGAGCGGCAGAGAGGGUGCGCAGGGCGCCGUGAGCCUGACUGUUGCCGAGAAGUACGUCGAGGCUUUCGGCAACCUUGCCAAGGAGGGCACCGCAGUCGUUGUUCCUGGGAACGUUGGCGAUAUCGGCGGCAUGAUUGCCACGGGUCUCAGCGUCUAUGGCAAGGUCGGCGAGGCUCAGGCACGCACCAUGGCCCAGAAGGCUGUCAAGUCGUCAGAGUCCAGCGAGCUGGAGGGCUCCAGUCUGAAGGAUACUGUUAUCGACAGUUUCAACCAGACUGCUGGCCGCCGGUAG